Molecule: messenger RNA, 2702 nt
Organism: Nomia melanderi (Alkali bee)
Lineage: Eukaryota; Metazoa; Arthropoda; Insecta; Hymenoptera; Halictidae
Gene: Sras
Product: Ras converting CAAX endopeptidase Sras
Biological process (GO): CAAX-box protein processing
Cellular component (GO): endoplasmic reticulum membrane
Molecular function (GO): metalloendopeptidase activity
Source: RefSeq, a predicted model, not a curated record
GGUGCGGCGGACACGGUGUGCGACCGUGGGGAAACGUCAUCGGGAGUCGCGUAUUUUUUCGGGCAGCCGAAACCGCGAGAAAAUCAUGCGAGAGAAGAGACGUGGGUAGCGUAAGGUUUAACUGUCGCCUCUGUCUUGCUCUCUCUUUGCGAUGUCCGGAAUGGUAAACGAAAAACACGAGUAACGGAAGGGAAGGAUGUCGGUUGACCAGGGGAAUCGGCGAGAAUCCUCGGAACGGGGUUAAACUCGGGUAAUAUCGAAGUAGGUGAAGGGAACAGAAAAGAGCCGAGAGACGACAGGUGAGCAGUGAACCGAGGGUCUGGAUGCAGGGCUCUCUUACCCGAGGUGGUUCUCGAAGGCAGAGGGAUCCUGUUCGCGCCUUUUCUCCGGGAUCUCCGCACGUAGCUGCGCGACGAUGUGAACGAGGCGCUUGGCAUUUUUAACGUGCUUCCCGACGAAAAUUAUGCGAGAAACGGGUGAAACAACUAAACACUAAACAAUGGCGACACUUCCACCGAGCCCAGCGGCCAUCUUCUCAUUGACGGUAGGACUGCCGACUGGUGCCAGACCGCCAAUCGGAUGAAUUUCUGCUCUUCCCCUCUUUCCUCGCUGACCACCUAUCCACCCCGACCGAAAGCGAUCCUUUUCUCGCUCGUUCUCACUCGCCUUCCACCCCCUCGCACCGAUCCCCCUCUUCCGCAGUGGAUCGCGACCAACAAGCAACCAACAUCAGUGUGGAGUUAUGGAGACCGCGGACCGAAAUACCGAUAUGUUCUGCGUGCCCGCGAUUUUAUCAUGUCUCGGUCUCCCUGCAGUGUACGUCGCGAGCCUCUAUGUGUGGGGAUUCCCGAUCAAUAGGCACUAUGCUACAGCGAUAAAAAAGAGAUUUAUUAGCAUUUUUUUCGUAUGCCUUGUAUCUCCUACGUCGUUGUACUUUGGAAUGAACGAGAAUGUCUUCCAGAAGGCAACAAUUUUGGAGUUAUUGGGUCUACGAUGGCCAGGUUUAAUUCAAGCAAUUGUGAUACCAUUAUUGUUAACAAUGAUACUAUUUUUAGGACCGUUAAGCGUAAUGGGUUGGGAUGGGAUAUGGAGAUUAUGUUCCGAGUCCAUGUUUUGGCCUGGAAAUAAAAGGACAUUGACGUGGUGGAGAAGUCAAGUUGUCGCACCUUUGUCCGAAGAAUGGACGUUCAGGGCAUGCAUGUUACCGGUGCUUUUACAAUGUUUCACACCGAUUACCGCGAUAUUCGUAUGCUCUUUAAUUUUUGGGGUUGCUCACAUGCAUCAUAUAGUAUGUAGGGUACAAGAAGGCAUGACCUUUAAGCGUGCGUUUUUGAUAUCGUGUCUUCACUGUUCGUACACGACAUUGUUUGGAUUGUACGCGGCUUUUCUGUUUGUUAAAACAGGACACUUAGCGGCACCGGUGAUAUCGCAUUCUUUUUGUAAUUGCAUGGAAUUACCAGAUUUUUCUACAGCAUUUGAAGAUCCAUUCAGAAGGCUUCCUUUAUACGUCAUUGGUUUAGUUUCUUUUUGUUUGUUGUUAACACCAAUGACGAAACCCACGUUAUUUCAUAACAAUUUAUUUUGGAGUAAAUAUUUUAUAUGAGACAAGAUUCAUUUUCGAUACAGUCACUAAUGUUGUUCACAAUUUUUAUAACAGACUAGGAUAAUUCGAAGUUAUUUACAUCGUAUUUAUAAUUCAUAUUGCAUGAUUAAACGCUCUUACGAGUUACGAGUUAAAUCAUGCGAUGAAAGGCAUAGAUGACACGCAUCUUUUUGAUAUGUGAAUUUUUUAAUAAUAAUUUUGGAGAAAAAUCGUGGCGAUCCGAAUGAAAUUUUAUAACGAAUGUUUCGUGCGACCACACACACUGUUGAGGUAAAUUAAUCAUGCGGUAUAGAACUAACGAAAAGAGUCACUGUAGUACCUCAAUUUCAAUUGAAUUUAUAUAGUUGUAAAUAUGGAAAUAGGAAUUACAAUUCGGACAAAGUUUCUCUUUGAAAUAAAAAAGUGUUGAUGAAAGAUUAUGUACUUGAAAAAGUUAUUGAAAGAUUAUGACAUUGAUACAAUAAAUAUUGAAUUUUAAAUUGGUAAUAGAAAAAUUAUUUAUAUAAAAAUUCAUCCUUUGCUACUUUUUUUUCUAUAAUGUACAAAUGUGAUGACGCUUUCACCUUAAAGUGACUUAACAACAUGUUUAUAGUUACAUGUUACCUUGUAUAUGAGAAUAAAUAUCAUUAUUAUGAUAUACUUAUUGUUUAUUCAGGCUGCAGAGGCAACAAUUAAACAUCAUUGCAAUAUUUGUUAUAAAUGUUUUAUGUAGUAUUUACCUGGUAAAAAACAUAAAGACAAAUAUAGAGGAGUUUCUACGUUUUAAGAUAACAUUCUGUUAUUCAGAACGGAUCUUUGUACAAUACGUCGUAAUGCGUUCCUUAGAAACUACACGUCUGAUCUCAUACAAUCGAAGCGCAAACAUUAAUCACAAUUAUUUGUCAAUCAUAAUAAUCUUCCUUCAAAGAAAGAAAAACUUGAAUUAUACAGUGAGAUAUUUAUGUAUAAAUAUAUACAUUACGUUAAACUGUACAUGUUUUCAACGAAAUCUACUGUUAUAUUUUAAAUAUACUAAAAAACGGAAUUUACAACAUGGAUGGAUUCAUUCAAUUUGUAACAUAGUAAUAUAGAAUAUGUAAAUGUAAAGAAAUUCCCACUC